AUGGCGAAUCCAACGGCGGAAUGGGAGAAGGUAGGGGACAAGUUCUACAGGAAGAUCCAGCUCUACACGGCCGUUUUUGACCAGGACCUGGAGCUUGAGAACUAUAUUGUGGCAGGAUGUUCUUAUGGGGGUGCUAUUGCCUUACAUCGAGAUGAGACAAAACUCCAUUCAUUCCGAGGCACCCAAGCCUCCAAGUCCAGCAUCGACCUCUACAGUUGUGCCGGAAAACUCAUCCGGAGCAUCAACUGGGACAAGGGAUCAAUCAGAGGCUUAGGCUGGUCAGAAGAAGAGAAACUCAUAGUUGUAACGGCGGAUGGUAUGUUCAGAUGCUACGAUAUCCAAGGAGACUUUGCGCAGUUCUCACUCGGACACGGCGCUGAAGAACACGGCGUCACAGCUUGCAGAUUCUACGGCGGCGGUUUCGUUGCUCUACUUUCAAAUAACCAUCUCAUAUCCGUCUCUCGCUAUGACGAACCACGCCCGAAAUUGCUAGCUCCGCCACCAGAGGGAGAUGUUCAUUCCUGGACGCUCAUCGCUCCAGCAUACACUCUUUCUCGGUCCGUGGAGGUUCUAUUGAGCAUAGGUCAAACGAUUUAUGUUGUCGAUGCAACCGAAGCAGAAGAUCGUAUGCUGGAUAUUGGCCCCUUUACUCACAUCAGCGUCUCUCCGAAUGGAAGAUUCGUUGCUUUGUACACUGAAACCGGAAAGGCAUAUGUCAUCACCAGUGACUUCCAAAACAGACUUAGUGAGCACGAUUCCAAAUCGAGGAUUCCUCCCAAGGAUGUCCAGUGGUGUGGUAACGAUGCGGUUGUCAUUGCUUGGGAGGACGAGGUCCAGAUCAUUGGGCCUAGCAAUGCAGCUGCAAAGUAUUUCUAUGACGGAAGGGUACAUCUGAUUGCAGACCACGAUGGAGUCCGUCUCAUCACGAACGAAGUCUGUGACUUUCUACAAAAAGUACCAGAAGUAACGGACGAAGUCUUCCGAUUCGGCACAGGAUCACCAGCCUCGAUCCUCCUCGAUGCUGUCGAGCAACUUGAGAACCAGUCCCCAAAAGCAGACGACAAUAUCCAGCUCAUCCGCCCCAACCUCGUCGAAGCAGUAGACACCUGCGUCAAAGCAGCCGGCCAGGAAUUCUCCAUCCAACAGCAAAAACAGCUCCUAAAAGCCGCCUCUUUCGGGAAAUCCGUCCUCGACAUCUACAACAGCGACGAUUUCGUCGACAUGUGCGAAACCCUGCGCGUCCUCAACGCAGUCCGCUACUACGAGAUUGGCCUUCCCCUUUCCUACGAGCAAUUCUUAGGUCUUACCCCUGAGAAGCUUGUUCAGCGGCUCAUCAACCGCCGCGAGUAUCUCCUCGCACUUCGCAUCUCCUCCUACCUUCGCCUCCCCACGGAUAGAAUCUACGUAUCCUGGGCCUCUCAAAAAGUGCGCGUCGGCUCCGAAGACGAAGACACAAUUUGUCGUCUCAUUGUCGAAAAACUGGCAGGGAAGCGAGGCAUUUCGUUUGAGGAGAUUGCUCGCGCAGCUUACGACGAAGGACGUGGCCGGCUCGCUACCGAACUGCUGAAUCACGAGCCCCGAGCAGGAAAACAAGUUCCGCUCUUGCUCAGCAUGGAAGAAGACGAGAUCGCGCUCGACAAAGCUAUCGAGAGCGGGGAUUCAGACCUAGUGUUCUUUGUGCUGCUGCACCUGAAGAAAAAACUGCCUCUAGCGAGCUUUUUCAGGGUCAUUAAUUCGCGGCCCGUGGCGACUUCUCUCAUUGAGUCUUCCGCCCAAGCCGAUGACGCGGAGCUGUUGAAGGAUCUGUAUUAUCAGGAUGAUCGGAGAACGGACGGAGCGAAUGUCUUUGUGCGUGAGGCGCUUAGGCAGCCUGAUUCCCGCACAGCUAUUGAUAAAUUGGCAUUAGCCGCGAAACUACUGUCCGAGUCAAAAGAGAAUGCGGUGGAGCUGAAAGCAUUGCAAGACGCGAGCUCGUUGCUGAAGAUGCAGGAAGCGUUGGAUCGGGACUUAACGGAGCAUUUCACGGGACUGAGCGUCAAUGAGACGGUGUUCAAGUUGAUUCGAUUGGGUUACUCAACCAGAGCGAAGAAAGUUAUCAGCGAGUUCAAGGUGCCGGAAAAGACGGCGGCGUGGCUCAGACUCCGCGCCCUAGUAUCCGCGCGCUCCUGGCCCGAGCUAGAAGAGAUGUCCAAAACCCGCCGCUCCCCAAUCGGGUGGGAGCCCUUCUUUACCCUCAUCCUCGCAGCCGGCAACCCCAAGCUCGCCAGCACAUUCAUCCCGAAAGCCGCGUCCUCAUCCUCUCUCGAGCCUGGCGAAACAGUCGCCAUGUACGAGAAGUGCGGGAUGCGGGUUAAAGCCGCCGAGGAAGCAGUCAAGAUCAAAGACAUUGACGCUUUCGACCGUCUCCGAGCCGCCGCUGGCCUAGGCACGGCCGAGGGCCGCGAAAUCGAGAGGCUAGGCGCGGCCUUGAAGCGGUGA
Drepanopeziza brunnea f. sp. 'multigermtubi' MB_m1 is the source of this 2478-nucleotide messenger RNA. RefSeq lists its product as uncharacterized. Gene Ontology annotation, cellular component: cytoplasm; HOPS complex; endosome. The record is from RefSeq and is a predicted model, not a curated record. Gene Ontology annotation, biological process: endosomal transport; vacuole fusion, non-autophagic; intracellular protein transport. Lineage: Eukaryota; Fungi; Ascomycota; Leotiomycetes; Helotiales; Drepanopezizaceae. Gene Ontology annotation, molecular function: actin binding.